AUGUUCUCUCCUGAGAUAACACAUGGACGGUAUAGGCUACCGAAAGCUUUGAAGAAUGAUAAAACCCGGUUUAGAAAAGAAAGUCGGUUCAAGCACCCAAGACUCCGGUUACAAAAGAAGCCUCCUAAGGUGCCUGGGUUGCCUGAUCUGAGGAGUAGAAACUCCUUAAACAAUGAAGAAAAUGUUCAUAAUUUUAGAACAAUUGAUACAACUAGCCGGAACUAUAGGUAUACUCCUGAGGCACAGUUUUACGAUGAAUCUGAGAAAUAUAGGAAAUCGGGUUAUUUCAAAAACUCAAUGCAGAUGUUGAGAGCGAUUGGAAACGGUCAAGUGAAUAUUGGGCUUAGUUAUGACAUACGAAGCUUGGAUAAGCCAGAUGUGAGAGAGAAAAACGGACACCCGAUUCACCAGAACAUCCGACUGUGCAAUACACCUCAGAGACUUACAGAGAUGAGCUACGUCCAGUUCUUUGAUGACCUUGUUAAGGAAAAUAAGAAGAAGGGAUCCUCAGGCUUUAAGAGAUUUAAAGAGCAGGUGCCCCCGAGGCAAGUAGCUUCUGUUAAGAAGGAAAAGAGAAAGCCAGGAUUGAUGAGUGGCAUUAUCUCUAUGAUUGCCAAGAAAUCUGGCAAGCUAAACGUCUCAAAAAAGAAGAUGAAUAAAAUGGAGUUAUACAACAAGUGUAGACUAAGCAAAAAGAGCAUUAAUAAAGGUAUUUAUGAAAAAGUACUCUUGCUCUCUACCAAGCAUAAGAAGCCAAACAAGUUGCCAAUGACUCCCGAGAUAGCAGACAUCAGUGCUCGUCAUGAUGAUAGUCUGAAUAUGUCUUCGGCCAAACCAGAUAUUGCAAACCAGAGUAUGAUGCCAGUGAAGGAGAAUCUAAUUUUAUCUCAAAAGACCCCUCCUCCAAAGAUUUCAGACCCUAAAUUACAGCAAAUAAAAUCGAAUUUUCGGAACAGCAGGCAGAGCACUUUUGGAGGGAAGUCAAUAAAGAUGGUUCAGAGUAUUGGCAAAAAGAGUGGUCUGAUCAGUGAGGCAAAUAUCUCUAACCAGGCCAGUAAACCCAUAGAGAAGGCUCGUAAGACUUUGGACCCGAAUGUGAGUAUUAAUACACAUAAGGAGAAUUUGGUUAUGCCUCAGAGAGAUGCUGGUAGUCCGAUGAUCAAGAUUGAGCGACUGAAGACAAAGGAUAAAGCAAACAUUAAGGGCGCACUUCUGAAUAAUACUCUAAUGGGUGUGAAGCAAGAGCCCAUGUCUCGGAUGAAGUCUAGUCUUCCGAAGAGAUAUAAGAACAAUAUAUAAUUUGGUCAUUCAUAAUUUUGCA
Moneuplotes crassus is the source of this 1321-nucleotide messenger RNA. Lineage: Eukaryota; Ciliophora; Spirotrichea; Euplotida; Euplotidae. The record is from the annotation of a GenBank genome assembly.